Messenger RNA from Paramecium octaurelia, 1064 nucleotides. NCBI's taxonomy places the organism in Eukaryota, Ciliophora, Oligohymenophorea, Peniculida, Parameciidae. The record is from the annotation of a GenBank genome assembly.
AUGUUCAGAUUUCUUGGGAAAUUAAUUAAAAGAACUCCUUAAGAAUGUUUGUAGCAUGACCACUCAAAAUUCCCCAAUAUAUUGGCUAAUGAAUAUUGCCAAAGUUGCGACCAAAGUUUUUGUUACAUGUGUGGUAAUGAACAUAUUGGUAAACAUCAUCCAGUGAAUGGUAAAUAUAAUGUAUUUUCUUUUAGUUAGCCCUCAUUCUCGUGCCAAUAUGAAUAUGGAACAUAAUGAACACUUGACAGAGAAGGACAAAUUAAAUUUAGAGACUUUAAGAGCAUUUAACACAGGAUCAUUAAUUUAAUUGGACAUAAACAAAUUAAAAUGUAUAUGUGGCAAACCAGCUGAUGAAAAUACAGCCAUCUGUGCAGCUUGUGGUAGUGCUACUUGUUCAUAAAAAUGCCAUCAAGAAUUAGUGCAUUAAGAUAAAUGCAAAUUUCAUCAUAAUUUCACAGAGAAAGCAUAGGUAGUAUCUCUCAGAUCAAUUUUGCUGAAGUACAUGUUUUUAAUAAAUUUAGAAAUGCUUAUUUUCUCUUUGAUAAAGGAUAUGCAUAAGGCACUGUUUUUAGCAGAACUUCCUAAAAUUUCAUUUCAGCAUUUCUCACUAGCCAAAGAUCAUCAAUAUUUUUACAAAGAGGAUUUAGGUAGUAUGGAAAUCCUGAGGUAUUAUUAACUAAUAACUUAGAUAAGAUUUAAACACUAAGUGCAAUGGAUAUUGUAAAAGGGGCUGAUCUCGAUAAGGAAGUGCAUUUAAUGAGGGCCUGUCAAUGCAAAUGUUAAAAUUGCAAAAAUCUUGGUUAUCACCCUAUGCAUGUUUGUUAAUUGGUUUGUAAAUCGAGGGAUUUAUAUGUAUGAUUUUCAUUAAUCUUUAGAUCUAUCGAUCUUAUGCUUAAGAAAAUCCUAUUGAAAAAUAGGAGACUUGUGAAUGCCAAUGUAAAUUUUGUUCAUCUGGCCAAACUGUCUUAUCACACAAGAAAAUAGAUUGUUGUUUAAAAUGUGAAUUUAGAUAAAAAGUUGAUUUUUGAAUAAAAUUGUAUAUCAAACAGUAAAUAAUAAUGUAA